AUGUCACAAGAGCCACUGACCAUGCACAGUGAUGCAAACUGGGUGAGUGAUGCCACCAUACAGAGAAGGAGUACAUUGGGGUCAGUGGCAUUAGUGUACAGGAACCCAGUAGCCUGGAAGUCAGCAACACAAAAAUGUGUAUCAUUGUCCGCCAUCAAGGCAGAGUUCAUUGCAGCCACAGAAGCAACAUGUGAGGUGCUCUUCCUCAAGCAGCUGCUAUGCUCAAUUGGCAUUGCCACAGGCACCCCAAUGGUCUACUCAGACAACACUGGUUGCAUACAGGUUAGUAAAGAUCCAGCACAGCAUUGGAAGCUUAAGCACAUCGACACCAAGUACCACUUCAUCCAUAACAACAUCCAAGAGGGAAGGGUGCAGAUCAAGUAUGAGAUACAUGUGAAGAAGCCCUUCGAGGUCAAGGAUGACCUAUGGUACAGUGGAGGAAGGUUGGUUAUCCCCAAAGUGAUCAUGCCAGGGAGGACCAACAACCGACACUCAAGGAGUGCCAAAGAGGUAGAUGGACAGUCUCUCUCUGUAGAGCAUCUGCGAUUCAUGGUGAUGACCCAAUGCCAUGAUGGUAUUACUGCUGGACAUGUAGGAAGAGAUGCUACCAUCAAGGCAGCUCAACGACAUUACUGGUGGCCAAACAUGACAGCUUGGAUUGCAGACUAUGUAGCAAGUUGUCCUGUAUGUGCUAGGUACAAAGCUCCUCGUCACCGUCCAUAUGGUUUGCUACAGCCACUAGCAACACCAGACAGGCCCUGGGGCUCCAUAUCCCUCGACUUCAUCGAAGGACUACCACCAUCGAAGAAGUAUGACUCCAAGACCUAUGACUCUAUCUUAGUCAUUGUCGACAGGUUAACCAAGUUUGCCAUAUUAGCUCCAACCCAUAAGACAGUCAUGGCCAAACAGACUGCAGUGUUGCUAUAUGGACACAUGGUUAGACUCUUCGGAUAUCCAGAUCACAUGGUCUCGGACCGAGGCAGGCAGUUCAUAUCAGGAGCAUGGAAGGCAUUUGCAGAGCAAAUGGGUGUGAAGCACUCACUUAGCAUGGCUUACCAUCCUCAAACCGAUGGUCAGACAGAGAGGGUCAAUCAGGUCAUAGAGCAAUACCUCAGGAUGUACUGCAACUAUGAGCAGAAUGACUGGGCCAACCUGCUGGACACUGCAGCCUUUGUAUACAACAACACGGUCCACAACAGCAUUGGUGUCUCACCAUUCUUUGCAUGCUAUGGAUGGAACCCCAAAGCUCAUCCUGACAUCCCUCAACGACUAGGAGUCAAUGAUCCAGGUCACUUCGAGUACCUCAUGGAUGGAAAGGAGUGUUGCAAGUACCUCCAGGAGCAGAUCAGAGAGGCACAACGUAGAUCAGUAAACCAGUAUAACAGGAAGCACAAGGACAUCGAGUUUAAGGUGGGUGAUAUGGUCUAUAUCAACUGUCGAAACUGGAAGACAAGGAGACCCACACCCAAGUUAGACACCCGGUUUGCAGGACCCUACCCAGUUCAGGAACGGCCAGCAAGAACAAGUUCUCUUCCUCAACGUGCUGAACAGCCCACCAUACCAUCACUUCCAGAUGAGGACCUCGACUUCGAAGUCGAAGCACUCAUCAACAAGCAUUCACACAAUGGGACUACAGAGUACAAGGUGUUGUGGAGAGGGUACUCAGAAAAAGCUGCUUCAUGGGAACCAGUAGAGAACCUCAACUGUCCCGACCUCAUCCAGGAGUAUGAGGUGUCGGAGGGGGGACGAGUGAGUAGACAAAGUAGAGAAAGGAGGAGAGAACAGGAGGAGUAG
Ustilago hordei is the source of this 1794-nucleotide messenger RNA. RefSeq lists its product as uncharacterized. Gene Ontology annotation, molecular function: nucleic acid binding. The record is from RefSeq and is a predicted model, not a curated record. The transcript has 3 exons. Lineage: Eukaryota; Fungi; Basidiomycota; Ustilaginomycetes; Ustilaginales; Ustilaginaceae. Gene Ontology annotation, biological process: DNA integration. Bases 1 to 1794 code for a protein of 597 amino acids.